This is a messenger RNA of Ruditapes philippinarum (Manila clam), 3617 nucleotides long. RefSeq lists its product as uncharacterized. Lineage: Eukaryota; Metazoa; Mollusca; Bivalvia; Venerida; Veneridae. The transcript has 6 exons. The coding region runs from base 141 to 3617 and encodes 1158 amino acids. The record is from RefSeq and is a predicted model, not a curated record.
GUGACUUAAUGUCAACAUGUGGACAAAAUCAUUUUGAAAAUGCGCAGAUGUACUUGAACAAGGAAUUAAUGGAUAAAAUGAAAGAUUAAAAUUGACAUUCAACAAUGCGAUAAUGUUAACUCAGUAAGACAAAGUAAGCAAUGGCUUCAUAUAGCCCAAAACUUUCAGAGAAGAAAUACAAUAACUGGGUUAAAGCCCAGUUAGCAGUGUUGUUUGCUAAAGACGGACUUGAACCUUUUGUGUGUCAUGAAGUUCAAGAAUUCCGGUUGAAAUGUUUAGAUGGUAUUUGCUACAACAAUGGAUUGAUUAGUGGAACUUUGUGUUCAAAUUGCUCUACUGAAAAUGUUAUUAAAUGUCCAACAAAUAAAAUAUGCAAUGUUGGACAUGGAAAAUGCAGUUAUCAUCGAAAUGCUGCAAGAAAGUACAAUCCUGCUGGCUGCCCUAAAAAGAUAUGCCAUAAUUUUACAAAUGAGAUACAGAAUGCGCAUAGGUACUCUGGUCCAUCGUACAAAAACACUGAUGCUACCCAGUGGUGCAGUAAUUUCUGGGAAGUGGCGAAAUGCUUCAUGCCCCCAGAUGGGUAUAAAGAUAAAGCAUCUGCAACAGAAACAGACUUCAAUGGUAUAGUUAGCGUUAUUCUCAAUUACAAAGACUUCCAGAUGAAAAUACAUGAAAACCUCAAUAAUAAGACGAAUAUGUUUGAGGAGGCAAGAGAAAUUGGAAGAACUGUGCGACAUUCAUCAACACUUGAAGUAGAGGAUUCAGAUCUUCAGAAAUACUUUAAACUUUUACAGAAACUGCUUUCUGAUCAUGUAUAUUUAGCUACAGACACGCAUGCGCAGAAAGCUAAACGGAAACUGGCAGAGUUAGAAAAUGACACUCUAGUCAUUGGUAAAGAUGAUAUAAGAAAAGUACUAGACGAUGUGGCAAAAGCAAUACAGGACAAGAUGAAGGCUGGAUUAGAUGAGCAAUAUGACAGAAUUAAACUAGAUAUGAUAAAAAGAAAACAAGAAGAUCUUCAGUCUUUUCAAUCACAAAUUGCCGAGGGAGUGACACAAUUAAAGGAUGAAACUGAUGCUUCAGUUAAAAGACUGAAUGAAGAACGGGACAAAGAAGUUGAGAAAAUUCAUAAACAAGGAGAUAAAAGACGAGCAGACCUGGCUGAAUUAGGAGAAACGUUACAAAAAAGACUGAAAACAGCAAGUAAAGACGAGAAAGAAAAACAAUAUAUUGAAUUUAAACAAAAACUGAAGGAUGAACUAAUAACAUGGUACAACACCAAUCAGAGUACAGUUCCUCUUUCACCACUCACAGAUGCUUUCCCUACCCCUCUAUCUGGGUUCUACAUUAUGCCAGAAAUUGACAUACAGACUUAUCUACCAGAUGGAAGGAAAGAAACAACUAGAGUCAAUUCGUUACAGGACUUGUUUACACCCAGUAAAAAGGUUUCACAGGAAAUAUAUUUAUCAGCAGCCGCUGGAUUUGGGAAAACAUCUUUUUCAAAAUAUCUCGCCUUGACGUGGUGUCAAGCCUAUAAAAAGGAUGAAAAUUAUAAACAUUUUAAAGAAGAAGAGUUAAAGGCAUUAUCUGGCUUUGAGUUUCUGUUUCUAGUGCUAUUGAGAGAUUCAGCAAAAGUCUGUGAUAUCGACGACAUGAUUGAACAACAAGUCAUAGAAUAUCUUCCUUGCUCAUCUUCAAUGCCAAAAGAUCCUUUAAAGGACAUUUUACGUGAUGAAAAAUGUCUUGUUAUAUUAGAUGGACUUGAUGAAUGGAGUCAUCCUGACAACGCUUGUACAAAAGUUCCUAAAAGUAUUCCGCAUCGAUAUGCACGUGAAAAGUGUGUGAUUUUAACAACGACCCGGCCAUGGAAGCUUGGAGUCUCAAGCUUGAAGAAUAAUCAAAUAGACAAAACAGUAGAGCUAGUUAAACUAAACGAAGAUAAUGCAUGGCAGUUUAAGCUCAAUGCAAUGAAAACAUUGAAAGGCAACAUUGAAGAUGAUAAACUGAAAAAUGAAGUGUGUAGAUUUGAAGAAGAAAUCAGUGACCAUGACCUUGAAGAUAUGGAAUCCACCCCUCUCCUGUUACUCUAUCUUAUAUGUUUAUGGAUUGCAAAAAUUCAAAUAGGAAAUUCAGCAGUAGAAUUAUAUACAGGCAUUAUUCAGCUCCUUCUAUCUAGAACAGAAAAGUUACAUGAAAAGUUUCAUUCUUCGUGUAAAACAUCUGCGAGUAACAUCCCUGAAUGUUUCAGAAAACACAAACAUUUCUGUAGUUACUACACGUUUCUGGUGACCAUUGGGAAACUAGCUUUUUAUACAUUGUUCAGCCAGAAAAAGGAGCACACAUUAGUUUUUGAUCAAGAUGUUGCUGCAAAAUAUCUUAACAAAGAAAAUUUGAAAUCAAGCUGUCUGUCAGGAAUAUUAUCAGAAAGUAAAGUGAAAACAUUAAUAAAUGAAAGUUCUAAAAUCUCAUUUUCACAUAAAACAAUGCAAGAAUACUUUUCAGCAAUAUUUAUAAGCUUUCAAAAUACAAAUGAAGUUCAAAAAAUCAUCUUUGAAGAGUGCAACUGUUUACAAAAUAUUGCAAAAAUGUCAAAAGUGUUUGUCUUUAUUAGUGGCAUGAACCCUAAAUUAAUGUCUAUAAUAUCAAGUGAGUUAAUGCCUGUGAUAAACAGUGAUGAAAAAACAAGCAAAUACAGAACUUUGACAGAGUAUGAUAAAAUGUACAAUAAGCCAUUAGAAGACAUACAAGACAUGUACAUUUCUUGUGCCAAAGAAGGAAAGAAAAACAAAGAUCUCAAAUUGUGUUUACAAGAUUUCAUCAUCAAUGAAAAAUGUCAACAAGAAAACUACUUCAAACAAUUACAACAUUUGUGUCAACAAAAUAAAGAAACCAUAAAAUCAAUAAUGAUUGAAAAUGAAGGUAUUUGUAGUCUACAAGAAAUUAUCAAUUUGUUUACACUCUCUGACCUUCAACAUAUAAAGAAAUUAUUCUAUCAAGGUGAAAUUGUAGAAGAGGAAAUAAAGAGCUUGUUAUUGAACCCUUUAAAAUGUUUUACUGUGAUAUCCAGUAAAUGGGAAAAUCAUCGAUUUGUAGAAGAAUUUUGCUGGUUGUCUGCAGAGAUAAAUGAACAACUGGUAAAAUUACAACACCUGGAGUGUUUUAAGAUAGACUGUUUCACUAUGACCCACGAGGUAAUGGAGACAUUGUUAAAUUUCCUCACUAGUAAAAAAUCAAUGAAAGAAAUAAGAUUGUACAAUUUAUACUGUAGUGAUCAUGAUACUUCAUGUAGGGGAUUCAACCUUAACCUGUCUCAACAUUCAAAACUAAGAUGUUUAGAAUUGGGCAAUAUACAUGUGUCACAAUUAGACAUGGAUGUAUCGUUGUUAGAGGAAUGUGAUGUAGGUGAAUUAUAUAAACCUGGUGUUGUGUCAUCUUAUCUCUGUCAGCUAUCAGAAGCUAUGGCAGUAUAUAUGGAAGGUUGUAAUAUAAAACCAGAAACAGAAUUUGAAAACUUUAAAACAUUUAUAAAACAGUCAGACAAUUUUAUGGUCAUCUAUGAUGGCACCUUGGAGUCUGGAGUGUACCUGUUUGAGUUUAAAACAACAAGUACUGAGUAA